UGCUCUGUCCAAUUAACACAAAACUUAGGCUAGUAAGUUCCCAUGCCCCUCCGAGGCUUUAUGCAAAAUCUGGCACCAAUUGGCCACUAGGUGGCCUUACAAAUGAAGUGAUCUCAUAUCUCCACAUCACAGAAUGUGUUUUAAUCUGAACCAGCGUCAAAUGCUUUGCAGUCAAUGUGUUCAAAUUUACUUUCACUUCCCGUUUCCUGAGAAGAGAAAGGAACAGAUAAAGAUUUAAAAGAAAAGGAUGGAAAGGAAAGAAAAGGGCCUGUUCAUUCCCGUCUCCUUACUCACACGUUGACUCACACAGUUUACUCAUGACUGUGACGUUACUGGAUGUGGUUUAUAUAGCAGCACUCUGCCGGUGUUGGAGAUCAGAUCAGAGCUCACACCUCUCCAGAGCAGAGCAGAGACGCUGAACACUUAUAGUUUGUCUUUUUAAUCGACAUCAUUCCUCACUUGACCAUGUACACCCGAUACAACAGGAGAGGAUAUCCUGAAAAUGUUGUUGACAGUCAGCACUUGAAGCUGGAUGAUUUGAAAGAGGAAGCUCUGGAAAUAAGGCUGACAAACCAGUACCUUUACAAAGAAAACAUCCCGGCUUCCCCUCGACCAGAGUUUCAUGUGUCUCAUCUGAAACACGACACAAACAGAGAUGGACUAAGAGGCAUCAAGACUGAUGAAGGCUUCAGGAACCCGGUCAGAGGCUCUCUGCUGUGGUGGAGUCUGGCUGUGGGACCUGAUGAGAUAGCGUCAGCUGAGAGGAGGCUCCUGGAGACGACCUUCCCGGACCGGACGGAGGAGCAGGUCCAGAAGCAGCAGAGCUUCCUGGAGAAGUUUACCACCUCCCCGGCCUUCGAGCAGACCUCCAGGCUGGGCUCGUACCGCCUCACCUUCCCCCUGGAGGAGGUGCUGAAGGCCUACAGCGAGCAGUUUUGCAGCGGCGCUCAGCCCGUCAUGCGGGUGUACGAGACCGUCCUGUACAAAAAGGAAGUGAUGUACGUUGUGCUGGUCCACAGCCCAGCCAAUCAGGAGCGGUUCUCUAAAUAUCCUUUGCUGACUGACGACCCAAACUCUGUCUGCACCUACAGAGACGGCUGCUUCAUCUGGAGGCCUGAGGCCAUGAGUGAGACACACACGUAUAAGUUUGUCUUGAGACAGGAUGCGAUGCAGAUGGAAGCAGCAGAGGCAGAGCAUCCUCAACAGUUUUAUGUCUGGGAUAAUGUUGCCGUCGCCCUGCAUGUGGAUAAACAGGUGCUGAACUUUGAUGCUGAUGGACUGAGAGAGAACCUCACGUUCUGUAGUUUAGGAAGAGCUCCGAUCAAUCGCGACCCUUUUGAUGACUUCACACAAGCUGAAGAGUUUGUUAAAGGAUUGUGGCCUGACUGUUCCUCACCACUGCAGAAAGCUUCAAAGCUAAAUUAAGGGACUCUGUAGUUGUUUUGUCGUUCUAUAUUUGGGGGAUGUUUCUUGUCCAAUGAUGAUUUUCUAACUAUUUUCUUCAAAAAUAUCAGGGUAUUUUAUUUUAAAAUUCUAUAUUUUUAAAAUUAAUUUAAAAAGUUCACAUUUAAAUUUAAUAUAUUUCUCAGUUUAUUAAUGUCGCUGUCACCUGUGUAAGAAAACACGUGACCAGCAUCUCAGCGGCGACCAUUUUGAAUCCAUUCUGGCGUCCUCUUAUUUAAAAGAAAAUUUAAGUUGAGUAUAGUAACGGACUGUCCACUCUGUUGGGUGCAUUGUUGUGGUUUCCAAUUCUUUUAUUAUUUUAAUUCAAAUAUAUGUAUACAGUGUUUGUUCCUGAGGUCAUGGUUAGUGAUGAAAUGUUGAGUGAACUGAAAGCUCUUGUUUGAACCCUUCACCUGCUGCUCAGUGUUUUAUUCACACUACGAAAGCUUGUUCUUCUACAGUGUCUUUGUGUUAAGGAAAUGUAAAACGUAGUGUUCUGUAUUCCUUUAAUGAAUCAUUCUGCACCUAUGAACCGAAGGUUUCGGGUUGAAUAAACACUGUGCUGAUGG
Micropterus salmoides (largemouth bass) is the source of this 2012-nucleotide messenger RNA. RefSeq lists its product as uncharacterized. The transcript is spliced from 4 exons. Lineage: Eukaryota; Metazoa; Chordata; Actinopteri; Centrarchiformes; Centrarchidae. The record is from RefSeq and is a predicted model, not a curated record. Bases 466 to 1425 code for a protein of 319 amino acids.